Molecule: messenger RNA, 462 nt
Organism: Camellia sinensis
Lineage: Eukaryota; Viridiplantae; Streptophyta; Magnoliopsida; Ericales; Theaceae
Source: RefSeq, a predicted model, not a curated record
AUGAAAAGACAGACUCGUUGUAGAACCAAUGGCAAGUUAGCAGCUCGGUACAUUGGACCAUAUGAGAUCAUUGAGAAAAUUAAUCCAGUGGCAUAUCGGGUAGCUCUCCCUCCUGAUAUGAAGCAUGUACAUAAUGUCUUUCAUGUUUCAAUAUUGCGAGGUUAUCUCCGGGAUCAUUUUCAUGUUAUUGAGCCUACCCAUGUUCUUUUGAGUGAUGACUAUACCUAUGAAGAGCUGCCCAUACAAAUUGUAAAUCGACGGAUCAAAAAGUCAAGGAACAAGGACAUUUCAUUAGUGAAAGUAGAUUGGCCAAAUCAUGGUGGGAUUUAUGCAACUUGGGAAAGAGAGGACGAUAUGAAGAAAAGAUAUCCCGAGCUUUUUCCAUUGGGUCCUGUGUUCUUCAUAGAGGAAGGAUAUGAAUUGAACUUGUCUGAAUCAGUAACUUAUAUGCAUGAAAAUUAA